This is a messenger RNA of Coniophora puteana RWD-64-598 SS2, 1889 nucleotides long. Its product is annotated as peptidase S28. The coding region runs from base 84 to 1796 and encodes 570 amino acids. The transcript is spliced from 11 exons. The record is from RefSeq and is a predicted model, not a curated record. Gene Ontology annotation, biological process: proteolysis. Gene Ontology annotation, molecular function: dipeptidyl-peptidase activity; serine-type exopeptidase activity. Lineage: Eukaryota; Fungi; Basidiomycota; Agaricomycetes; Boletales; Coniophoraceae.
CGCAACCUCCACUGAUCAGUCGUAUUUCAGCACUCAGUAAUAACGACCACUCGGUGAAGCGAGACGCAACAUCCGUCUGAGCCAUGCUCACGCUUUCUCGCCUUGUCCUUUUGGCAGCCCUGCCAUUGGCAUACGCCGUCCCGCCAACCGACAUCAUUCGACUUCUAGGUCCUCAGGGCGUGAACCUCUGGAGGCUCGACAAAGCUUCCCGCAAGGCUUCCAGCGUCGCUGAUAACGUACAAGCGCCUGUCGCACAUAACAAUCACGCACAGAUCACCUUCGGUAGUCCCGGCUUCGAUAACGAUGAUGCGGUCACGUCGUCGUCGCAAUAUCCCGAGUUCCCGGACCAGUGGUUCAACCAGCCCGUCGACCACUUCUCGAACGACUCGGCGACGUUCGCGCAGCGCUACUGGGUCAAUGCGCGGCAUUACACGCCGGGAGCGGGUGGGCCGGUCAUUGUGCUGGAUGGAGGGGAGACAAGCGGAGAGGACAGGUUGCCUUUCCUCGACACUGGCAUCGUCGAGAUCCUGACGCGCGUGACGGGAGGCGUCGGCGUUGUCCUUGAGCAUCGCUACUAUGGGAAGUCCAUCCCUGUGCCGAACUUCUCUACGGACAAUCUAAGAUGGUUGAACAAUGCCCAAGCCGCCGCAGACUCUGCCAAUUUCAUGGCUACCGUCAAGUUUGAUGGUAUUGACGAAGAUCUUACUGCUCCGGAAGUCCCGUGGAUAUACUACGGUGGCUCAUACGCGGGUGCUCGUGCUGCGCAUAUGAGAGUUAUGUACCCAGAACUCGUGUUUGGUGCUAUUGCCUCCAGUGCCGUCACCCACGCUUCUCUCUCGAACUGGGAAUACAUGGAAAUCAUUCGCACCGCUGCCGACCCGACAUGCUCUCGUCAUCUGGAGAACUCGAUCCGUACCAUCGACCAUCUGCUUUCUAUGCCUCAUACGCGGCACGCGAUCAAGGCCCUUUUUGCUCUCGGUGGUCUUGAACACGAUGAGGAUUUUGCGUCCUUGCUUGAGGGCCCUCUUGGAGCCUGGCAAUCGAAAAACUGGGACCCCGCCGUUAACAGCGAAGGCUUUGACGAAUUCUGUGAGGCUUUGAAUAAACCUAUUCUCGGAAAGGUCCACGUUGCGGAGCUUCCUUAUGAACACGAAGAUCGUAUGGUGGAUCUUUCGGAGAUCCUUCCUGGCCUCGCUGUGGACUUCUCAAUCUUUAACUACGCCAAAUAUAUCAGGGAGAAUUACGUGUCAAGAUGCGAGACCAACGUCGAAGAGUGUUUUGGUACCUACGAUGAUUCUAAGUUCCAAGGUACCUCCCUGGACGAAGACUGGAGGCUUUGGCUCUUCCAGGUUUGCACGGAAUGGGGGUACUUCUCGACUGCGCCUCCGGAUGAAGACCAACCUCGCAUCGUGUCAAAACUGCUCACUCUCGAGUACGAGUCUAGAAUCUGUCAACAGGCAUACCCUCCCGGCAAACACAUGGUUGUGCCCCCCAUGCCCAACGUUACUGUCGUAAAUGAACUGGGUGACUUUGCAAUUGCAGCCGACAGACUUGCCAUCAUCGACGGAGAAGUUGAUCCAUGGAGACCAUGCACGCCGCACAGCGAAUAUGCUGCUGACAGGGAAGAUACCUUGAUGAGGCCGUUCAAGCUCAUACCCAAUGGUGUGCAUCACUAUGAUGAAUAUGGACUAAAGAGCUUGGAGAAUGAGCCCCCUGAAAUUAGACAAAUUCACGGCGAGAUGAUUGCGUUCGUGAUGGAGUGGCUCAACAACUUUGAUUUGAGCAAGAACGAAUAAGACCUACUGUGUAUUGACGUUACUAUGUUUUCGGUUACUGUGUAAACAUGAUGAACAUACAUCCGGCAAACAAAUCAGCGGUUGGCAUAGCCC